UGGAGCCUUCAACAUGACUACCUGGACAUUGACUUUGGUGAUCCUCUGCUUGGCCAGCAUCUGCCUGGCUGCUCCUGCCACUCAGGAGAGGAUUGAAUCCGAUCCAGAGCUGACGGCUGGCUAUAUUGAGGGAGAUAUGGUGCCCAGUCCACAGGGUAGAAAUGGUAUGAUUAAUGAGACCUACAGGUGGCCCGAUCGCACGGUUUACUAUUACAUCAAUCCGUAUAUCGAUACCGAACAUCGCAACCACAUUAUCCGUGGCAUUCGCAUCAUUGAGCGUUCUUCUUGUCUGGUCUUCAAGGAGGCCACAUCCGACCAGGAAUACUAUGUGAAUGUCACCUCAGAGGCGGGUGGCUGCUUCUCGUAUGUGGGUCAUACACAAAGGGUUCAGCAGUUGAACCUCCAGAACUAUGCCCUGGACACUGGCUGCUUCCGGCUGGGCACAAUUGUCCAUGAGUUCCUCCACGCCCUGGGUUUCUAUCAUCAGCAGAGCACGUGGAAUCGCGAUGAAUACGUACACAUUGCCGAGGAGAAUAUUUUGGAGGGAACGGAGAACAACUUCAACAAGUACGAUAAUGAGACAGUUUCGGAUUUCAAUGAGCCCUAUGACUAUGGAAGUGUCCUGCACUACACGGCUUAUGCGUUCUCCAAGAACGGAGAGAUGACCAUUGUGCCGCUUGAGGAGGGAGCUGAGGAGAUCAUGGGUCAGCGGCUGCAGAUGAGCCAGUCUGAUAUUAACAAACUAAAUAUCAUGUACAAGUGCCCCAGGCAGGUUUAAUUCAAAGGAAUAUUUGGGUUUUCCCUCUCCCAAAUUGGAGUUAAUUCCAUUUAAAUAUAUAAACACAUCAAGACUUUAA
Messenger RNA from Drosophila serrata, 857 nucleotides. RefSeq names its product seminal metalloprotease 1. NCBI's taxonomy places the organism in Eukaryota, Metazoa, Arthropoda, Insecta, Diptera, Drosophilidae. Gene Ontology annotation, biological process: proteolysis. The record is from RefSeq and is a predicted model, not a curated record. Gene Ontology annotation, molecular function: zinc ion binding; metalloendopeptidase activity.